This is a messenger RNA of Drosophila hydei, 743 nucleotides long. Its product is annotated as histidine-rich glycoprotein-like. Gene Ontology annotation, cellular component: extracellular matrix. NCBI's taxonomy places the organism in Eukaryota, Metazoa, Arthropoda, Insecta, Diptera, Drosophilidae. The record is from RefSeq and is a predicted model, not a curated record. The transcript is spliced from 2 exons. The coding region runs from base 78 to 743 and encodes 221 amino acids.
ACUAAAGCACAGUUCGCUUGGGUUAAGAGUUCAAACAACGCCUAGGCAAGAUCAGCGCUUAAGUCUGCAGCAGCACCAUGGCCCCUAAGAUAUCCAUUGCUUUCACCCUUGCCUUGCUGGCCUUUGUGGUCGUUCGGGCAGCUCCUUUUCAUGGUGGAGCCACCAGUCACGCAUCUGUGCAUCUGGUCUCCCACGACGAUCACCAUGACGGAGGCCACCAUCAACAUCACGACCAUGACGAUCACCAUGACUCCCAUGCCGAGUACAACUUCAAGUAUGGAGUCAAGGAUCCCAAGACAGGUGAUGUCAAGGAACAAAGCGAGACAAGGGAGGGCCACAAGGUGACUGGACACUAUGAGCUGAUCGAUGCCGAUGGCCACAAGCGUACUGUCCACUACACAGCCGACAAGCACAAGGGCUUCGAGGCUCAUGUGCAUCGCGAGAAGGUGCACCACCACGUGCCCGUCCACCAUGGCCACAGCGGCUACACAGGUGGACAUGUGGAGUUCGAGGAGCAUUCACAGUCGGGACACUCUGAUUACUCUGGCUACUCUGGCCAUGGUCAUGAGGACUAUCACUCGCAUGGCCAUGAGGGUGGACACCAUGGCUCUAGUUCCCACGGCUUCUCACUCAAGCAAGAACAUGGCCAUGGACACGGACACGAUGCUGGACACGGACAUGAUGCUGGACACGAUGCUGGAUACGAACACUCAUACGGCGGACACGAGCACAGCUAUCACUAA